AUGCAGAGCAGUGACACCUCGUUCUCCGGGCGGUGGCAGGGCGAGGAGAGCCGGCACCGCAGCCAGUGCCUGCAGGUGGGGAACGCCUACGUCAUCGUCUACUCCAUCACCGACCGGAGCAGCUUUAAGAGCGCCUCGGAGCUGCGCAUCCAGCUGCGCCGUGCCCGGCAGGCCGAGGACAUCCCCAUCAUCCUGGUGGGCAACAAAACCGACCUGGUGCGGUGCCGCGAGGUCUCCGUCGAAGAGGGCCGUGCCUGUGCCGUGGUGUUCGACUGCAAGUUCAUCGAGACGUCGGCCACUCUGCAGCACAACGUGGCCGAGCUCUUCGAGGGGGUGGUGCGGCAGAUCCGCCUGCGCCAGGGGGGCAAGGAGGCCCGUGCGCCCCCCGGGCCCGGCCACAGGCGCAAGGAGAGCCUCACCAAGAGAGCCCGGCGCUUCCUCGACAGGCUGGUGGCCAAGAACAACAGCAAAGUGGCCCUCAAAGUCCGCUCCAAGUCCUGCCACGACCUGUCCGUGCUCUGAGAGCCGCCACCUGCCCGUCCCUCUGCACACGCAGGCUAGAGACUGUCCUCUCUGCCCAUGGUGGCUCCACGGGUGCAAGGAGAGCCCAGAUGGGGCCAGAGCGAUGCUGAGGACGUGGAGCUGUUUUAACCGGUGCUGAGGGAUGCUCGGGGUGCUCUGGGUCCAGCCGCUUCCCCCUCCAGGAGAAGUGGUGCCAGGUCCCCUGGGCUGCACCCACGGAGCAGAGGGUGGGAUGGGCACCUACACUUGGGGUGGUGGGAUCCUGGAUUACAGACGUUCCUGGGGAGCCAGAGGUGAGGGGUGGCCGUGCUCCGGUGCAGGGCUGCCUGCAGGGCUGGAGCAGCUCCGGAGGCUGCAGGACGCGUGGCUGGUCCUACUCGUGGUGCCUCUUCUUUGCAAGGUGGCAGGGACCAGAGAGGGCACCAUCGUGGUGUCCACCUCGAGGACAGUCCUGGAGCUGGCUGGGGAGAGGGGCUGGGGGAGCACGGACAGCAUCACCUGGCACCCGCCCUCUCCACACCAGGGCUUCGUGCUGCGUCUCCCUGGCACCAGAGCUUCUUGGACUAAGGUUUUCCUUUACUGGUGCAAUGAGGGAAACCCUCAAUCUCCGGAAUAAACUGCAUCAGGGAGGUGCUGGUCUCCACUGGGUCCCUGUCAUGGGGAGCUCUGAACUGGGGCUGCGUGUCCAGAUUCAAACCCAGUUCAUUGCUCACAGCUGGGGCAGGGAACCUGCCUCCUGCUCCAGCUUCCCCAGACAAAACACCUCAAGGCAGGAAGAUCCUUCAUCCACCUUUGACAGAAGUCUCUGUUCCUCACCCAGUGGUCACAGCAUUGUCCCCUGCCAUGGCAGAAGCCCCCAGCCCCUCUGCAUCUCCCAGAUCCUGAGUGGUGCUGGAAAAGCUUCUGGGAAGGGCUGAGCUCUAACCCCCUGAGCCCCACAGGACCCACAGCCUGGGCAAGGAGCAGGGUGCCCGGUGGCUCCCGGUGCCCUGGGAAGGGGCAGGGAGACAGGAGCCAAGCAGCACGGUAUGGGCAGCAGCGUGGCACAGCCGGGAAGGGACGUGCUUGGCUGCAGGGAGCAGCGAGUGACCCCGAGCACCCGGGGAGGCGAUGCUGGAGCUCCGUGGGCUCUGCUGGUUGUUUUUUAGGCUGCGCUGCCGG
Molecule: messenger RNA, 1683 nt
Organism: Calidris pugnax (ruff)
Lineage: Eukaryota; Metazoa; Chordata; Aves; Charadriiformes; Scolopacidae
Product: GTP-binding protein GEM-like
Exons: 2
Coding region: 1-522 (173 amino acids)
Cellular component (GO): plasma membrane
Molecular function (GO): GTP binding; GTPase activity; calcium channel regulator activity
Source: RefSeq, a predicted model, not a curated record